CUCAUGCCCACAUGAUCAAGACUCUUUAUCUCCCUUCGGUUUUCCUGAGGACGAGGCUGAUUGUGUUCUAUGUGAAAUGCGAGGUCUUGGUGGAUGCCCGAUGGGUGUUCGAUGAAAUGCCUGAGAGGAAUGUUGUGGCUUGGACUGCAAUGGUUUCUGCAUAUGCCCAGAGAGGCCACUUCUUUGAAGCUCUCAGUCUUUUUGUUCAGAUGUUGAGAUCAGGAACUGAACCAAAUGAGUUCACUUUUGCAACAGUGCUUGCUUCUUGCGCGGGCACCUCUGGUCUCAAAUCCGGGCGUCAAAUCCACGGGCUACUGAUCAGGAGUGGUUUUGACUCCCAACUGCAUGUUGGAAGUUCACUUCUUGAUAUGUACGCCAAAUCUGCAGGGGCAUUAUGGGGAUGCAGUAGAAAUAUUCCGCGGAUUACAAAGAGAAGGGAUGUCAUCUAACUAUGUCACUUAUACUAGCCUUUUGAAUGCAUUGUCUGGACUUGCUGCAAUGGAACACGGCAGGCAAGUCCACGGCCAUGUCAUUCGGACCAAAUUGCCCUUCUAUGUCGUCCUUCAGAAUUCCCUGAUUGACAUGUACUCCAAGUGCGGAAACCUCGCUUACUCAAGAAGGGUAUUUGACAGAAUGCCCGAAAGAAGCGUCAGCACUUGGAACACUAUGCUGGUUGGGUACAGUAAGCACGGGAUGGGAAGGGAAGCGGUUGACCUUUUCGAAACAAUGAGGGGCGAAAAGGUAAUUUCCCCGGACAGCGUCACGUAUUUGGCCGUGUUAACGGGCUGCAGCCACGGUGGAAUGGAGGAGAAAGGACUCGGGAUCUUCAACGAGAUGGUCAGCUCGGGAAACAAAGCCGACAUUCGGAUGGAGCACUACGGGUGUGUCGUGGACAUGCUCGGGCGGUCGGGUCAGGUAGAACGGGCUUACCGGUUUGUUCAAGAGAUGCCUUUCGAACCAAACGGGUCAGUCUUGGGCUCCCUUUUGGGCGCGUGCCGGUUUCACGCGGACCCCACGAUAGGCGAGAUCGUAGGGAACCGGCUCAUGGAAAUGGAGCCGGAACGCGGCGGGAACUACGUCAUUCUUUCGAACAUAUUCGCGUCCGCCGGGCGGUGGGCGGACGCGAGGAGGGUGAGGAAGAUGAUGGAGGAGAAGGCGGUGGUGAAGGAGCCGGGAUUAAACGGAAUUCCAUUUGUGCAUCUCCACCAUUCAGCAAAAAUGCCUUCGGCGAAACCCUUCGCGACCGCCGCAGGGAUGCUGAGAGCCAGAUCGAGCUCCGGCAUACGAGCUCGAGGAGAUCACGGCCCGAAUCCGUUCCUCACUCCCGGCCACCAGGAGCGACCGAAUGGAUACCUCUUCAGCCGUACGCCGCCGCCGCCGGGGCAAUCCCGAAAGUGGGAGGACUGGGAGCUCCCUUGCUACAUCACCAGCUUUCUCACCAUCGUCAUCCUCGGCGUCGGCCUCAACGCCAAGCCCGAUCUCACUAUCGAGACCUGGGCCCACAAGGAAGCCGUCAAAAGGCUCGAGCUCGAGUCCUCUUCCCAAUCCGACUGAAUCGUCUAUCGGGGUAUGCUCUUGUUACGCCCUCUUCUGGAAUUUAUCAAAUUAGGGUUACGUGAGAGAAGGUUGGGAGGUUUUCUGUUGAUAAUUUCUGGUGCAGUGGGUGAGAAAUAAGCGUUUUCUGUUCAUUGACUCAUAGUUUGAAUGGUUAAACUUGAACUUCGUUUCACAACAACUUCAAUUUGCUGCUAUGUUUAACUUGAUGAUAUUGUGCUUCAUUGAGGAUAUGCUUUCCUCGAUAUCUAUACUCGUAUGAAACUUUGAAUUUUCCAAUAUAUCUUGUGUUGGUUC
Molecule: messenger RNA, 1851 nt
Organism: Cuscuta campestris
Lineage: Eukaryota; Viridiplantae; Streptophyta; Magnoliopsida; Solanales; Convolvulaceae
Source: the annotation of a GenBank genome assembly